Alligator mississippiensis (American alligator) is the source of this 969-nucleotide messenger RNA. RefSeq names its product olfactory receptor 10A4-like. Gene Ontology annotation, molecular function: G protein-coupled receptor activity; olfactory receptor activity. The record is from RefSeq and is a predicted model, not a curated record. Gene Ontology annotation, biological process: G protein-coupled receptor signaling pathway. The coding region runs from base 1 to 969 and encodes 322 amino acids. NCBI's taxonomy places the organism in Eukaryota, Metazoa, Chordata, Crocodylia, Alligatoridae. Gene Ontology annotation, cellular component: membrane. The transcript has a single exon.
AUGACCUACUCUGACAGAGACUCUGGUGAAAACCAAACCAUCGUUGGUGAGUUCAUCUUGGUUGGGUUCUCAUACCUUGGUGAGCUGCAGCCCCUUCUUUUCCUCUUCUUUCUGAUCACCUACCUCAUUACUCUGAUGGGAAACUUCCUUAUUAUUCUCCUUAUAAAGCUUAACCCCACACUUCACACCCCCAUGUAUUUCUUCCUGGUGAAUUUGUCCUUCUUGGAAAUCUGUUAUACAACCAGUGUGGUCCCCCAGCUGCUGAUUCACCUCCUGGUGAAACAUAAAAACAUCACCAUAGCUGGCUGUGCAGCCCAAAUGUAUGCCUUCACCAUCCUGGGUCUUACAGAAUGUUUCCUUCUGGCAGCCAUGGCUUAUGACCGCUUUGUCGCCAUAUGCCAUCCGUUUCGUUACACAACCAUCAUGAACAGUCGGGUAUGUAUAAUACUAGCAGCUACCUCAUGGAUCAUUGGCAUCUCAGUGGAAGUGAUUCAGACCACAUGGAUUUUCAGUCUGCCCUUUUGUGGUUCCAACCAUAUCCAUCACUUCUUCUGUGACAUUCCACCAGUAGUGAUGAUGGCAUGCACAGACACAUCCAAGAAUGAGAUUGUGUUCUUGGCUGCUUCAGUGCUGUUUAUCAUGAGCCCUUUCCUGUUGGUAAUGCUGUCUUAUAUCCGCAUCAUCUCCACCAUCCUUGGGCUAUCAUCGGCAGAAAGCAGGAAGAAGGCCUUCUCAACCUGUUCCUCCCACCUCAUGGUGGUAAUCUUGUUCUAUGGAACAGCUCUUUUUACCUAUACAAGACCUAAAUCCAGCUAUUCACCUGAGAGUGAUAAAAUGAUUUCCCUCAUGUACUCAGUUGUGACACCAGUUCUGAAUCCUAUAAUUUACACAUUAAGAAAUAAAGAGGUGAAAGCAGCUUUUAAGAAAACAGUAGAGCGUAGAAUCUUUUCAUGUACUCAGAGAAAUUAA